This is a messenger RNA of Rana temporaria (common frog), 1224 nucleotides long. RefSeq names its product chromosome 4 C6orf120 homolog (gene C4H6orf120). The transcript has 2 exons. Bases 136 to 696 code for a protein of 186 amino acids. NCBI's taxonomy places the organism in Eukaryota, Metazoa, Chordata, Amphibia, Anura, Ranidae. The record is from RefSeq and is a predicted model, not a curated record.
CCUGUAUCGUCCUCCUUACUACUUCCUGUGCUGGGCUGUCCGACAGGCGGGACGGUUGGUGGAGCUUGCGGUGUGAUCCCAGUGUAGGGGCUGGAGGGCUCCUCUCUGGAUGUUCACAUUCAAUUGCUUAGAGAGAUGGUGUCCUACCAGAAAAAGAGCAUUUUGACACUUUUUGCCUUGCUCUCUUUAUUCAUCAUAGAGUGCUUAAGUAUUGAAGAAAUUCCAGAAGAAUGGAUGCUCCUACAUGUUGUCCAGGGACAAGUAGGGGCAGGAAAUUACAGCUAUCUGAGACUUAACCAUGAAGGAAGGAUUAUACUGGAGAUGCAGAGCUUGAGAGGUGAUGCAGAUAUGUAUGUCUCUGAUGCAACCCUCAACCCCAGUUUUGAUGAGUAUGACCUACAAUCCAUGACCUGUGGCCUCGAUGUUAUAGUUGUGCCAGACCACUUCAAGCGCCCUGUGGGGAUUGGAAUCUAUGGCCAUCCUUUUUAUAUAGAGAGUGAAUUCGAAAUUCAAGUAUACUAUGACCCAACAAUACAAGAAGACCCUUUUGCUGAAGCAUCCUAUGACCCAGAACAGAUGGAGGCAAGUCACAAAAAGCAACGAAAACCCCAAUUCGAUGUAUCUCAUGAAGAAGAAUCUGUGCUACAGACUAUUCUCAUAGGGAUUCUCAAGAUCGUCCUAGAGAUUCUCUUUUAAGUGCUAUUAUAUUUCUAUACAAUUCAACAAAACUGAGAUUGUUUUUGUAAUUUAAAACUGGAAUUUUUCCAUAAAUAAUAAAGGAUAAGGUUUAGGAUAUACACAUUAUAGCAGUUGGCAUGUUUUCCUGUACUGGCACAUUAAUGGCUCUGAACUUAGCAACCAGAAGGUAUCAACCAGUUAUUUUACAAUAGGGUGUCUUACUACUAAAACACCUGUGGAUGGUAAUGGGCUUUAAGACUCCAAGGCAACAUCUUCUAAAAUAUACAAUAUUUUAUUGGGUGCCAGAUCUAUUAUGGGAUUGCUGGUUUAUUUGCUUACACUGGCUAGAAACCAUUUGUAAUUUUUUGCUUUCUGAAAAAAAUGGUAAUAUAGACUAUUUUAAUGGAGAUGUGUAUAUAUUUUUCCUAAUGAAUAAAUAUAAUUUGAUAAUUUAUAUUGUAUUUUACAAAUCAAAUAUUACAGUUUACAGGCUGGUAUCUGUAGACACCCAAUGUUUUGUACUGGGAAUAAAGUGUUAUUAGAAGA